Molecule: messenger RNA, 591 nt
Organism: Mesoplodon densirostris (Blainville's beaked whale)
Lineage: Eukaryota; Metazoa; Chordata; Mammalia; Artiodactyla; Ziphiidae
Product: large ribosomal subunit protein uL22-like
Exons: 1
Coding region: 22-576 (184 amino acids)
Biological process (GO): cytoplasmic translation
Cellular component (GO): ribosome; cytosolic large ribosomal subunit
Molecular function (GO): structural constituent of ribosome
Source: RefSeq, a predicted model, not a curated record
GGCCUGAGGUGACCUCUAAAAAUGGUUCGCUAUUCACUUGACCCAGAAAAUCCCACAAAAUCUUGCAAGUCGAGAGGUUCAAAUCUUUGUGUUCACUUUAAGAACACUCGUGAAACAGCCCAGGCCAUUAAGGGUAUGCAUAUCCGAAAAGCCACCAAGUAUCUGAAGGAUGUCACUUUAAAGAAGCAGUGUGUGCCAUUCCGUCGUUACAAUGGUGGAGUUGGUAGGUGUGCCCAGGCCAAACAGUGGGGCUGGACGCAGGGUCGGUGGCCCAAAAAGAGUGCUGAAUUUUUACUGCACAUGCUCAAAAAUGCAGAGAGUAAUGCUGAACUUAAGGGGUUAGAUGUAGAUUCUCUGGUCAUUGAGCAUAUCCAGGUGAACAAAGCCCCCAAGAUGCAGCGCAGGACUUAUAGAGCUCAUGGUCGGAUCAACCCAUACAUGAGCUCUCCGUGCCACAUUGAGAUGAUCCUUACUGAAAAAGAACAGAUUGUUCCUAAACCAGAAGAGGAGGUUGCCCAGAAGAAAAAGAUAUCCCAGAAGAAAUUGAAGAAACAAAAGCUUAUGGCCCGGGAAUAAAUGCUGCAAAAAAUA